Molecule: messenger RNA, 597 nt
Organism: Eremothecium gossypii ATCC 10895
Lineage: Eukaryota; Fungi; Ascomycota; Saccharomycetes; Saccharomycetales; Saccharomycetaceae
Gene: ERV2
Product: flavin-linked sulfhydryl oxidase
Exons: 1
Coding region: 1-597 (198 amino acids)
Cellular component (GO): mitochondrion
Molecular function (GO): flavin adenine dinucleotide binding; flavin-dependent sulfhydryl oxidase activity
Source: RefSeq, marked provisional
AUGAAGCUACAUAGACAAAAGGUGCUAAGUAUUGUGGCCGCUGCUGCCAUUGUUGGCCUGUGGUACAUGUUUUUUGGUCAGCAGCUCUCGAACCGAGAAACAUACGACCCAGAUGUCGUCCCGCAGCAGGAGGGUAGGACCCCGGCAGCCGUGAGGGCUGCAGCGGACAAGAAUCAGGCGCCCAUGAUAAAGGGUAGCAUCAUGCCAGGAAUGCCAGACCCCACCGCGAAGCAGGAGCUGGGCAGGGCGACGUGGAAGCUGUUCCACACGAUGCUUGCGCGGUUCCCAGAUGAGCCAUCGGAGCAGGAGCGGGAAAAAUUGCAUACCUUCCUACACCUGUUGGCAGAGCUGUACCCAUGUGGCGAGUGCUCUGUGCAUUUUGUGAGCUGGUUGAAGAAGCUGCCUCCGCAGACGUCCAGCAGGUCUGCCGCGGCCACGUGGGGGUGCUCGAUUCACAACAAGGUAAACCUGUACCUAGGUAAGCCCGCAUACGAUUGCUCGAAGAUACUCGAGGACUACGACUGCGGCUGCGGCGACGACGCGGCGGCGGGCAGUCUGAAGGUCUCCGUGCACACAGAGCGGCCGCAGGGCGGAUAG